Molecule: messenger RNA, 267 nt
Organism: Aureobasidium pullulans EXF-150
Lineage: Eukaryota; Fungi; Ascomycota; Dothideomycetes; Dothideales; Saccotheciaceae
Exons: 1
Coding region: 17-172 (51 amino acids)
Source: RefSeq, a predicted model, not a curated record
CCCUCACCAAAGGUAAAUGGACUCGUGGUGGGAGGAAGCCUCUGUCAAGUUCGUCGCUUGCGGAAACGGGCACGGCAUCCCCGUGCAAAUGUGUCUACCAGUGGGUCUUGCUUUAUCAAUGUCUCGCAGGACACGUACUGCCGUCAUCUCAAACAAUAGUGCCUUCGUGUGAGGCCUCAGGCUUGAAAGAGGCUUGAGAGAGUGUGAACACAUUUCUCGUGUAUACUUGCAGUCUGAAGACUGCCAGCAGAUUGGUUAAGCAUAGCA